Molecule: messenger RNA, 5667 nt
Organism: Porites lobata
Lineage: Eukaryota; Metazoa; Cnidaria; Anthozoa; Scleractinia; Poritidae
Source: the annotation of a GenBank genome assembly
AUGACCAGCACUGGACUGUUUGGUCGUGUCGGCGAGUUCAUCGCCGAGCGUGAAACGUUUAAUGCAUAUGUGGAAAGAAUGGAAAUGUUCUUCACGGCGAAUAAUAUUGUUGAGACAACAGGUGAGGGUAGCACUCAAGCAAAUCGAGUUGUAGCUGAGAGAAAACGACCUAUAUUUCUCACAGAAGUUGGAGCCGAGGUCUAUUCAACCCUCAGUAGGCAGGGCAGAAAAACCGCUGAUUGGUUGCCGUUUUCGCGGGAGUUUGUGCUCUCCGCUGACCAUCUUACAACGAAUCAAGUAGUCUACAAAAAAGAGCAAAGUUUGAAGCCAAAUACAUAGUUAACCAUGACUAGUUCGGUGAUUAUGAUCUGAUAUCCCCAAACUAGAACUCAUUGACAGGCGAUGUCAAGAGUUGUAGCGAAAUCAGAUUAGGAAUACACUUUAGGGUGCUUGCUGAAAAUACGCGGGACAGUGUGUAGUUCAUAGAGACAUCAUACGACCAAUAGCUCUUAAACAAUUUGCAAAAAUAAGAAACAGGUGGAGUAUUUAAGGUUCACAAUUCGACCAACCAAAAGGCCAAAAGCCAAGAAGCAAAAUAAGAAAUACGUAAAAAAAUCGAACAGUACGUUUUUCUGUGGCUUGCUGUUUUUUGUUUUUGCAUCCCCCUCGCGGUGACAACACUCGAACGUAAUCGCCGGUGAGAAGCUUCCACAAAUGUACAGCCAAUCUUACCUGUAAAAGGAUCGAUCCUCUUGCACUUAGAAGGUAGAUAGCAGCGCAAAAAUCUAUUUCCUUGGACAAGUAAAAAAAGGAAAAGAUUUGUAAACAUCAAACUCUUCGCCUACGGCUUGUGUCCACUUACUGACUGGUAGGCGCCAGCUUCCCGGCCUCAUGCUUUGCGCGCGAAAUUAUGAAUGAAACUGGAGACGCCGCUCGUUUUUUCCCGCUUCAAAAAGCUUCAAAAAUGUCCAAAAACAGUUACCGACCGCUUCACUGUCAAGUUCCGGUCUUUUUGCGUGCGUUUCCGGCGGAAAGAACGUCCAAAGUUGAUUAAAUAAUGGAAAAUGUUUGUGAACGUGGCUCCAGAUUAAGAAGCGUGUCAGAAAAGUGUUGGGGUGCCACUAAUUACUAUUCGGGAAAAGAGGCUGUUUCACGUGGCUACUCUAGGCCGGUUUGGCUAUGUUUUGGUCAUGCAAAAAAAUUGCAAGUGGAAAGUCAAAGGAGGUGCUGUUUUCCGAGUGAAAAUGCCUGCACGCAAAGGAACAAUUUACUGCCAUGUCCGCAGAGGAUUCUCACCGUGGCAACAAACCUUGAAAACUACCAAGGAGGCGCAUUUCUUUGCCCAGGCCACCUAAAUCUCGUGGACGAAGCUCCCAUAUUUACCAACCACGCUCUCUACAAACCCCCUACUACGAGAAAGGUAUGUGUCUUUUACACUCAAACAACAGUCAAAAUGUACAGAAACAGAUCACACAUUCUUAGUUUUGUUUUAGAAAAUAUUCAUAUUUUGCAUUAAAUUUUGCCCUAUACAUUUGUAGACAAAAUGUACUACUUCAGUCCUAUGUACUACCCCAGAAAAGAAAAUAACUUGGAGGGAUGGAACCUCUCAGACCGCCCCUUUGCAGAGUGUUAAUGAGCUAGCAGAGGCAAAACAAUUAAUCACCAAAUUACAGCGCGAAAAUGCAGCAUUAAAAGAAAGAUGCAACAAGCUAGAAGGUAUUGUAUUGACGUACUCUUAAUUUCCACACAUUCAAAACAAAGACGACUAGUUUCAACCUUUAAUAGAAAUAUUUUUUUAUUAAUUUUCAGAGCCAACUUUUGAUGAGCAGUUCAAAACGUUCCACAAGUGUCUCACUAAACAUUACAAGGAUGGAGGGCAGCGGCUAUACGACCCUGCAGACAUGGAAAAAUUUGCCAACAAGUGCACCCCUGGAUUGUUCAACCGUGCCUUGUGUCUAGUCAAGAAUGAUCAAAAACAACAGCUUUCUAAGAAAAGACAUGAAAUACUGAGACUGCGAGUUGUGGCACUGCUUCAUCAGCUGUCUUACUUUAGAAACCAAGUGUGUAUAAUAAUAAUAAAAAAUAAAAUAAAUAAUAACACUAAUAAUGAUAAUGGUAAUGAUAAUGAUAAUAAUAAUAAUAGUAAUAAUAAUAGUAAUAAUAAUAAUAAUAACAGGAACCAUACUUUAGAAAGACACUUAAAUUAAAUUAAACACCAUGGUGUGUAAUAGACACAAGUGUUGCUUGUUUGUUUUCAACAGAAAAACAAUCCCUUACAACAAGACUGUGGGUUGCACUUGUCCUUUCAUGGUGCCAGUGAUGAUGCUUUGACAGCUGGCUCACUUCUGGGGUUUAGCACUCACCCGAGAAGUGUGCUAAAACAUAAAAAAGGAUUGUCUGGAAAAAGCAUUCACAAGACACAAGCGAUCGUUGAGAGUGCCAUAAAGGUACAUGUAUUUACAUACUGAAACAAUUCAUUAUUAAACAUCUGCCACUGCACAACACCCUGGCCAAAACAAUAAAUUGACACAAGGUGAGGUGUAAAGAAGCAGGGGCUAAAUAGAAGGCACAAGGACCUUGUAACAAGGAGACAAAAACAACAAAAAUAGAGUGAUUUUAUUUGAACCGUGAAACAGAUAUUAACAAAGAGUGCAAAAUAGCAAGAGGUAAACAAAAGAAGACAAUGGAAUUAAUACAUAAUGGUGCGUAGUAUUCUUCUACCUGUUUCACAGUUUAAGUAAAAUGACUCUAAUUUAUCAGUCCAUAGAUGUACACUGAUCCAGUUAAAAAUUUCCUCCCCAACAGGACAACAACUUCCUCCUGCUCAUUAUAGAUGAUUUUCAUUGUGUCCAGUCUAUAAAAGACCCCAAACAGAGCCAGCUGAGCAAGUGCCUUCACAUGUGUACUGGAGUAGUGGAUCACCAAGAAUCUAUAUCGGCAAUGCCAACAACAAGAAACGUCCACCGGGUUGUACCUGUCCGAAUUGCUGGGGGUGCAAUUGUUAACUGCCGGGGAGGAAUUGAUGCCAACAAAGUGAACGAGUUGUUUCAAGAGCAUUUGUCAAAUUAUUUUACAUUCAGUUAUUUAGACUCUCUACCUGCUGAUUUCAGCCAGUUUGACCUGACAAAUGUAAACAAACGUUUAGUUGAAUUAAGGUAUGAUUUAUAACAAAUCAGAAACCUAAAAGUCAAGGUAGUGGUCUAAUAGUCAUUGGGUGCCACAAGCUUGUACAAAAAGAAUAAUAUAAUACUUUUAAGUAAUAGAUUUUAGUAAUGUAUUUCAUCCAAACUUUUCAUGCAAUUUAACACUUUGGCAUAAAUCAAUGCCACAUAAAUUUUAAAAUUAACUGGCACCAUAAAUAUCUUUAUUAUAAAUUCCCCCUCAAAAAUGAAAUUGGGAACUCCCAAUGUCAAUAACUAGUUUUACAUACAGCCCAUCAUAAAUUUUUUCCACAUACCACUUUGCAUUGUCUCACAAUGUAGGAAUUUGAAAUGGAAAAUUUAAUAUUGAAUGGAUAAUUGACUUUCAAAAAAUGUUGCUCAAGGGUGCCAAAAAAGAGCAUGUACAAUGUUUCAUGAUACAAACAAUAACAAAUACCUUGUAGAGUGUAUACAGAUGAGGCCAGACAUGACUUGGAUUUGCUGUCCAACACUUGGCUAGUUGACGAAUUUGAACAGUCCCUUAAGAGCAUGGCAAAUUAUAGACAAGCAAUGCAGCACCUCAAUGAAGUUUGCCCAUCACUAAGCGAAUACAUGGAAAAGAACCUACUGCUCUUAGCUGGUGAUUGGCCAACAUGGUACUACAACAAGAAGAUUAUAUGCCAGGUUUGGCUUAACAUUUUUAAAACACUUUUAGCAUAAGGAACAAUAAUGAGCAAGGGAUGGCACAAUGGUGAGAGCACUCGCCUCCCACCAAUGAUCAUGAUGACGACGACGAUGAUGAUGGAAGUGACAACUCAGAUGAUGAUGACAGUGAUGAUGAUGAUAGCAAACCUGAUACACUAGCAAAUAAGAUACUCAUUAAAGCAAAACAAUCCCUUUUGCAUCUUCCACAAAGUGCUUUAUUUAAGUACAGCAACAAAAAUUCCAAGAAUGUAAACUCCACCGACUCUACUGGAGAAGCAGUAAUUGUUAAUACUAGUAUGGUGUGUGUCACAUGUGGCAGGGUCUGUAAGAGCAAAGGGGGCUUGACUCAGCAUCAGAACACCCACAAAGGGGUAAAUAGUUAAGUGUUUCCCUGAAAUGAGAAUAACAAAACAAUAAUCAUUUCCUUUUUUAGAAGCAAAUCCAAACAAAUCAUACAAGCCCUUUGUUUCAUGUAAAAUACCUUGAAUAGGAAUAGGCAUGAUAACACAGGAGAGAAACCUUGAACAAUGCCUUUGUUGUUGCCUUUGUCUUGCUAUAGGUAUCUCAAAACAAUGCAAGUAGCUAGAUAACAAAUAAGUGAUCUUGUGCUUGCAUUUGGAAUUUGGUCCAUACAAUAUUAUAUGAGAUCUUUGCAUUAUAAAAGAUUAACUCAGCCCAACUACUAUGCCAGUGAGAAAAAUAUAGUGAUAGUCCUGUCGAGAAUACUAAUAAGGGACAAUGUGAUGUACAGGAGUAAGAUAGUGUCUUCAAAAUAUUCGAUGUUAUUUUGAACAUGUAAAUAUAAUAAGAUUUUCACUUCAAAAUACCACAUUGUAUAUGGGCAAGGAUUGUGUAUAACUCCGCUAAUUCUGGAUACAUGUAAGCUUAAAAAUUCAUCCUUAAAAUUUCACCUUUCUUAAAACAACCUAAUUUUGUACCGUAAAAUCAUUCCAAAUCUAUAUCAGUCCAAAAACAAAGUUAUUAACUGUAUAAAUCAGUUGGUAUAAAUUGAUGUAAAGAAAUUACAAAUUGGACAACGCGUACAAAAAAAUAAUUUCGCUUCUAGCGGAACAAUGUAAACAAUUCACACCAAGGAAUUCAUUGAACAGUGUGGAUAUAUAUAACCUAGAAUAAAAAGCCCAUUAAACUUGUAACUCAGGGUGCUAUGAAGUGCUAUUUUGUUUGAAAGUUUGGUUACUUUUAGCAAUGGCUUCGCCAACUGUUAGGUGCCGCAUUAUACGCCUGCACGCAGCGCACGCUGCACCGCCGCAAUCUCGUGGAGGAUAAAUAGCAUCCAAUGCAAAUUUCGGUUAACUCAUUAACUCUGAAAACGUUCACUAUGUCAAAGACGAAAAAUGUCUUACCUUUAAACUCAGUUGUGUAACUAUCGGAUCACCGAGACUUGUUGCAGGAAAACCAAACAAUCGCGUAGAGGAAAGUUGAUCGAAAAAAGCACAUGGUUUGCUUGGCACGACUCCGUCCGUUUAACGUAAUACAAUCACAAAGAUUACCUCCAAAGCGAAGCAAAACAAAAUGAUACCAUUAUAUACAAGACCUUUCAGUGAUGUAUUUCAACACAGUGCUCUUCAAAUUUCGGCCAAAUAGCUCACAUUCAUGAUCGCUCGAUUGUAGCUCCUUCGGAUCGCUCAUUCUUUUGAACCAACUGCAUCUGCAUAUGGUCAGCGGAAGGCGCACGCGCAUGCUCUCAGUGGAAUUUUUUUUUAACCAAUCAGCGGUUUUUCUGCCCUGCCCCCUCAGUAAUCUACUAGCGCCCACUAAGCCCAAAGAUACACCAUUUGUUGACACCGUACGUGUCCUGUAG